CCCGUCACACUGCCCAAAAUGAUUAUUCGGCAUAUCGUGCUAGCGAUCUCGCUAGCAUUAGCGACUGCCGACCAUGCCCCAUUGAGUAGAGAAUAUGGGCCACCUGCACCAUAUCCAGCCGAGAAGCCGCCUUCCUUUGAUUAUGGACCACCUGCCCCGUAUCCUAAGGAGCAAGCUCCAGCUCCACCGCCACCACCACCGCCCCCUCCGCCACCUCCAGCGGAGUACGGACCCCCAGCUCCAUACGCACCCGAAGCUGCUCCUCCGCCUCCACCACCACCUCCACCACCACCUCCUCCCCCACCGCCACCACCCCCGGCAGAGUAUGGGCCGCCAGCUCCAUACCCCGCAGAGCCCGUCCAAGAAUACGGACCACCAGCUCCGUAUCCAGCUGAGCGUGCCCCGCCUUUUGAGUACGGGCCUCCAGCACCUUAUCUACCGGUUAAUUAUGUAAUGUCGAAGCAUUUUCAAAUGGACGAUCCAUCCCGAGGAUACUCUCAUGGGUACACCGAUGGUAAAGGAACAAGCGUCUCUGAGCAAGGUGUGGUUAGUGGCACCACUCUCAUUAAAUCUGGACAAUUCUCCUAUACGAGUCCAGAGGGCAAGCGUAUCCACGUCAAAUACAUUGCAGAUGAUAGAGGCUUCAGAAUCAUUGAAUGAGAACUAGGAAAAUACAAAUAGGUGCUCAGUUGUUCAAUGCCAACUGUAUCCUGAAAUGCACAGGUCUACCUAGCUGUAUACCUACUCCUGUGAAGAUUUCACUCGGUGUGAGUUAAAUGAGGUUAAAUUCGCCCUUGAAAUGUAAUUAUUUACGGGGAAAGCAAAGGUGUAGCUGAUUAAAUCACUGCAAUAUCAGAAGAACAUAUUUUUCAACUGAAUCACAGGAAAAGUUUAAUUUUAAAGGCCAUUAGCUAAAAGCUUACAUUAUUUAUCUCUGGGACUUCAAAAAAUGAAACCUCUGGUGGUGUCCUACCUCGGCUGAGUGAAAUAUUGAUCAUACGGCAAUAAUAGAUCCUCAGUGAUCUGCUCAAUUUAUAAUCUUAUACUCUGAUCGUUAAAUAAAAUGUUGUUUACUCCAAACGAUGGACUGAAUGAUUUAUUGCCAUGUUACCGUCUAUUGUAGCAUUAUUUUGCAGCCAUCCAUAGACAAUAUAACUCCACAGAAGGUACCUACAAGGGUGUCUGCUAUCGAAAUUCAGCAUCAGAGGCUGUUCGGCAGAUCGUUGCGAGAAAAAUUUGAAUUAGUAUAAUUUUAUACGACUUCUGACAAAUUAAACUGGGAGCCACUAGUUUUUUGCUCUUUUCCUUCAUCCUUGAGUGCAGUUUGAUUGUUAGAAUUUCGUGUUUGUCAACUGGACAAGACAAGACUUGGGAGGAAUGGACUUAUGUGAUUGGCCGGGUGAUUGGUCAGUCACUGAAUUCACUGGACAUAGGUAGGACAAAGAGGAUGAUUGAUGAAGCUGGCCCAUCACAUAGUUCGAUUCCACCUUAGUCUCAUCUCUCCCAGUCAACAAACACAAAAUUUUAGCAAUAAGACUGCUGCAAAGGUUUGAUUUUUUCAUCAUUUUUGGCAACCCUUACGCCUGAAUUGCAUUUUGCAAAAAGGAACCAAAAGCAUUCCAAUGUUGGUAGGGUUGUGCAACUCACAUUUUUUACACUAAAAUUACUGAAAUCAUGCAAAAAAGUAAAUUUAUACAAAGCUAAUUUUUGUCUUUUAUAGUUUAUUGGGACUGAAUUUUUUUGAUGAUCAGUUAAUAUUUGCAAGGUAAAAAAGUUGCACAAUCUCAGCGACAUUGGAAUGCUCUUGGUUCCUUUUUGCAAAAUGCAAUCCACCUAAUGAACUAUUUCACAAAGUAUCUGUGGAAAAUUGGGAAAGAGAUAGAGAUAAAGGCAGCAUUAGGUACCUACAUUUUUUUUUUGGAGGGGGGGGGUGUUAAACAGAGCGGUGACGAAAUACAAGGAUGGGUGUUAAAAACUGCAUUUGUCAUUUUAUUUUGUGAUUUCUGAAUGGUUCCUUCCGGGCGAUAAUUAGUUUUUUCAACGUCCUUGAAAAAUGUUUGAAUCAUAUUAUUUUUUUAUAACUAGGUACCUCUUAUUAUUUACUUAUUUAAUUUUCUUGUUAAAAAUUUUGUUCUUCGGAUGAAGAGCUCAUUCAUAUGGCAUCCUGCAAAAGGUGAUUUUUUAUAUUUUCUCAUUGUAUCUCUACAAAUGGAUUCAGGCGUGACAUCACAUAAAAGUCCAAUAAAAUAACAAAAUUGUACUUCAAA
This is a messenger RNA of Bemisia tabaci, 2267 nucleotides long. The record is from RefSeq and is a predicted model, not a curated record. Lineage: Eukaryota; Metazoa; Arthropoda; Insecta; Hemiptera; Aleyrodidae.